AUGAGGAACUGUCAGUCUCUCUACCUGCCCGCCUCCGUCAUCCCUGUUGUUUUCUCCAUCCUUCCUCUCCUCUUCUGCCCCACAGCUGCUUCUGCAGGGAAUGACUAUGACUGGGGAGCCCACCCGCGCUUUGUGUGCACCCCUAUCCCUAUGGAUGCAGACCCCGCCUGCUUUCCUCCUGGAGGACCGGGCAUGGGCACGUCAGGGCCCAGCGGACAGGGGCAUCACAGUACCCCCGGGGGGCCUCCCACCGGCUGGUGGGGGAUGACGGAAGAGGCCAAAGCCACUAUCCUCCACCUUAGGGAGAGCCUUGUCCAGCAGAAGGAGACCAUCUUAGACCAGAGGGAGACGAUCAGGGAGCUGACCGCCAAGCUCACCCUGUGCGAGGGCUUCGGGCGGGGCAUGACGGCACACGACAACGAUGACCACCACGGCACCGCUUCACACCCCCAUCACGGCGGGGUGGGCGGCCAUCACACUUAUGGAGACAACGGGCCCUAUGGCAACCAGCAGGGUCACCACAGCAACGGCAACCUCAUACCAGACUCACCGCACUACCCCUCCGUGGGGGGGCAUCGAUCGGACGGGCGGCUCGGCAACAACAAACACGGCAAGGAUAAACAUGCCCCGCUGGGGGAGGUGACGUCAUCGCCGGAACAGAUGGAGAGGAUGCUGCAUGCGCUAAAGGAGAGACUGGAGAACCUGCAGCAGAAGAGGAACACGUCCACCACCUACUCCAGCUCUCUGAAGGAACUUCUGCAGAGGAAGAUCAGCUCUCUGGAGCAGCAGCUGCAGCAUCACACCGCUGCCCUCAGCAGCCCAGAUCACCACGACGACGACGACAGCAGCCACCGGGACGACGGCGACCACGACCGCCACCACGACAGACACCCCAACGACCACGAUGACCACCCCGUUGAUGAGCAUGACGACGCCAGCCACCACGAUGACAGGAACCACGGCGACCAUCAUGACGACGGCCACGACGACAACGACCAGCCCCAUGAUGCAGAUGGUGACCGUGACAACCACGACGACAGCCACCACGAUGAUGGCGAUGACGACAGCAACGAAGCAGAUGGUCACAGUCUCACUCCACGCACGGGAUACCCGGGGCCCCGAUCAGGGCUCCAUUCCAGCAAACUGGAAUCGAUGCUGAGCCAGUUGCAUCUCACAGGCUCAAGCAGGAAGACAUUCGAGAGCCCCGAUGCCUUCCAGAUUGGCUUCCCCAUGAGAACCAACUACAUGUACGGGCGGCUGAAGAGGACCCUGCAUCACGAGAUCUUCGCCCUGACCCUGUGUCUCCGGAUCAAGGCAGGCGUGGGACCCGGCCUGGGGACGCCGUUCUCCUACUCUGUGCCUGGACAGGCCAAUGAACUGGUGCUCAUCGAAUGGGGAAACAACCCCAUGGAGCUCCUGGUAGAUGACAAGGCCGUGACACUGCCGCUGUCUCUGGGCGACGGGAAGUGGCACCACGUGUGCGUGACAUGGUCGACGAGGGACGGCCAGUGGGAGGCCUUCCAAGACGGAGUGCACAGGGGAUCAGGGGAGAACCUCUCGGCCUGGCACCCCAUCAAACCUGGAGGGGUUUUCAUCCUAGGACAGGAGCAGGACACCCUGGGUGGUCGCUUUGACGCCACUCAGUCUUUCGUCGGGGAGAUCUCGGACCUUCAAAUGUGGUCGCACGUCCUCGCCGCCAGCGACAUCUACAGCCUGGCCUCCUGUGGCAGCCAUCUUAGUGGCGAUGUCGUCACCUGGUCUGAGACGGAAGUGGAGCUCCACGGCGGUGUCACAAAAUACCCAUUCGACCCUUGUCACUAA
Messenger RNA from Lampris incognitus (smalleye Pacific opah), 1821 nucleotides. Its product is annotated as neuronal pentraxin-2. The record is from RefSeq and is a predicted model, not a curated record. The coding region runs from base 1 to 1821 and encodes 606 amino acids. NCBI's taxonomy places the organism in Eukaryota, Metazoa, Chordata, Actinopteri, Lampriformes, Lampridae. The transcript is spliced from 5 exons.